UCAUCCACGCAAAGACUCCGACUCUCCGCGCGGGGGGGCGGGGGAACAUAUAAGACCUAGAAGAUGAGGCCACGAGGCACACCGAGACUGAACCACUUGCAGUGCAUAAAGACCCACAAGCAAGAAGACUCCGAAGCCGGGAGUAAAAGUACCAACAAAGACGACUGGAGCUGUUAGACUGCAAAGAAAGACAAGAGAAAGAGAACGACAGCGCGAAGAGAAGAGAAGAAGCAGAGCGCGCGCUUGCCUUGCUUUCUGAAAGCUGGAAAUAGAAGUCUAACAAGCAAGAGUUGGUAGUUAAACUCUCUGGAGUUUGGUCAGAGUCGCUUUAUUUGCCGUUUGCUUGUGGAAGUGGACUGCACUGAAACUUGGAGUCGGUCUGCAAAGAAAAAACAACAAAGAGAGAAGCAUAGCUGCUUCUCCGCCGCUUUUUCUUUUCUUUUCCUGUCCCCAACUUUGCCUUCAACUUCACCUGACAAGGCGAGUUUGAAGAAAGCGGGAGCGGUCAAGAUUUCAUCGCGGUGAAAAAUCAGUGGAUGGAGAGAGUCUAUCGAAGACAAGAAAAUAUUUAAAGAUCUGCUACAGACAGAUAUGGCCCUAUUAUUCUAGAGAAGUUUUUAACCCUCCAUCCAAACUACCUUAGUGCACAAAAAGAAACAACCAACAAAAAGAAACCCAGAAGAUAAAAGAUCAAGCAACAAAAUCCCUCUCACAAGCUGUAUAGUGGAAGAGAGAGCUAAAGAGGUUUAGAUCAAUCCAGUACACCAAUCCAUCCAUCCUCUACAAGGGAGAAGAUGGAGUGGAAACCCUUCUUGUUCACUGGCCUCUCUCUGGCCUUGUGUGUGUUUCUUGGCCUGACUCUUGCUACCCCAUCUGGACCCGCCUCGGCCACCUGUGCUACACUCGAGCAAAGCCGCUUUUUUGGUGUCUUCUCAUCGAAAACAGCACUUCCGGCAUCCCCAUGCUCAUGGACCCUGCAGAACCCUGACCCUCGUCGCUACACCGUCUACAUGAAGAUCACCAAGCCAACCGAAACAUGCAUACCACGCCAGAUCAAGACCUUCCAGUUCGACUCAUUCCUGGAGACCUCACGAACCUACCUGGGUAUGGAAAGCUUUGAUGAGGUAGUCCGCCUGUGUGAUGCUACGUCUGCCGUGGCCUACCUUGAGUCCAGCAAGCAGUUCCUGCAGGUCAGGAAGGUUGUGCCCCGCAUUGGAACCGAGCUCCUGGUUGAAGAGGAUGGAAAUGAUGAUGAGGGCAGCCAGUUCAGUGCCGAGUUCCUGGUCGUGGGGAAGAGGAACCCUAGUGUGCCUGCCUGUGAGAUGCUCUGCAAGUGGCUUGAGGAUUGUCUGGCAACCAGUUCCCAAGGUAACCCCUGCGGAAUCAUGGCCACACCAUGCCAGUGCUGGGAGUCACCCAAGAGGAGGCCAGGCGGGUGCUACAGGGGUGGAGUCUACCUGGAGAAAUGCACACCUACUAUUAGAGACAACAACAGGGAUGCUGAGAUCAUGAAGGGUUGGUCUAGUUGGGCCCGCUGGUCUGAGUGCAGCAACGAGUGUGGAGGCGGUGUCCAGUUGCGCAGCAGAGCAUGCCAAUCUGAAGAUUCCAACUGUGAGGGUGUGGUUGAGGAGGCCAGAGCUUGCAAUCCCCAACCCUGCAUUGGUAAAAUGCGCCAGCGUAGCCAGGGUCUGCGUUCCAUCAUCGGCCUGAGAAGAGACAACGAUGAGAUAACAGUUCCUCAAUCCGACGGAGUUCAGGAUCAGUGGUCCUCAUGGAGCUCCUGUUCUGUUAGCUGCGGUGAGGGCUGGCAGACCCGUACACGUAACUGCAUGGCAUCUGGAAACAGCGUGAUGUGUAUCGGCCCUUUGAGAGAGAACAGACCCUGCAACAACUCUAUGGUUUGCCCAGUGAAUGGAGCCUGGGACGAGUGGGCACCAUGGAGUCUGUGUUCAUCUACCUGUGGUCGCGGAUAUCGUGAUCGUGUCCGUGUCUGCAAGCCACCCAAUAAUGGAGGAGAACCUUGCACUGGGCCCAGAAAACAGACCAAGUUCUGCAACAUUGCUGUCUGCCCUGUUGAUGGUUCCUGGAACGAAUGGUCUGCCUGGACUCCCUGCUCUGCCUCUUGCUCUAAUGGAACAAUGCAGCGCACACGAGAGUGUAACGGCCCAUCAUACGGAGGCUCAGAGUGCCGUGGAGACUGGCGUGAAACCAGCAACUGCUUCCUCAAAGACUGCCCAGUGGACGGGAGAUGGCUCUCCUGGAGCUCUUGGGGCAGCUGCAGUAAGACAUGUGGAGGAGGCACACAGCAGAGGCAGAGGGUGUGUGAGGGACCAUUCUUUGGUGGAGAACCCUGCAUCGGUGAUAAAGCUGACCUUAGGCGCUGCAAUGAGAAGAGAUGCCCAGAACCCCACGAGAUCUGUGGUGAAGAGAGCUACGGAAAUGCUGUGUGGAAGAGAACUCCAGCUGGAGACACCGUUGCUGUUCCAUGCCCCUCUGACGCAACAGGCCUUGUCCUCCGCCGAUGCACCCUGGACGCUAUCGGUUUGGCCUUGUGGGGAAACCCUAGCUACAUCAAAUGCGUCUCCAGAGAAUACCAAAACAUCCAAGCCCUGGCCCGUGAGCAGUUCGCGAAGUCCCAGGCAGGAGUGCAGGUGGAUGGUGUGACUGAAAUGCUGUCCAGGCUGAGGAUGACCUCAAACGAUGCGACGAAGUACAGCGGGGACUUGCUGGCGGUGAUGGAAAUGCUAAGAAACACUACUCAGAUUUUCAGAAGUACUGGUUACAGUGUUGUUGAUAUAGAGAAUUACGUCCAGACAAUCAGCAAUUUACUGAAGGAGGAACACCAUGGCAAAUGGCAGGAAGCACAGCUGAUGGGGGUGAACAUUAGGGAGCUGUUCAGCUUGAUUGAAGAUUUCAUUGACAUCAUCGGCAAGCAGAUGAGAGAUUUCCAAGACAUCUAUGAAAUGACUGAGAACUUUGUGCUGAGCAUCCAGAAACAUCCCAAAACUAUGACUUCAGAUGUGACCUUCCCCAUGAAAGGUUGGAGAGGCAUGAUGGAGUGGGUCCGCAAUUUGGACGAGAAAAUCGUAGUGUCACGUAAUGCCCUCAGUCUGGAUGUGCCAGAUGCUGAAGAAAGCACAGGCUUUGUAACUGGCAUUGUUCUCUACAGAAAUCUGGGCCCUAUCCUGUCUGUGCAAAGCAACAGCACCUUGCUGAACUCUAAGGUUGUCACAGUAAUGGUGAAGCCAAACCCCGGUUUCAUGUCUGCUCCAGUCGAGAUCGAGUUCCCUCACCUGCACAAUGACACCGUCAAUGAGACAUGCAUUGCCUGGGAUGAGAGUGAGACUGAGUCGUUGCUGGGCUCGUGGUCUGCACGCGGCUGCAGAGCGCUCGCGCUCGAUUCAGGCAGGACCAGGUGCGCGUGUGACGCUCUUUCCACGUUCGCCAUCUUAGCACGGCCAAACCCCGAAUCGAACAUGGAUAAGAACCUGUUGCCGUCGGUUACUAUGAUCGUAGGAUGUGGCGUUUCAUCCCUGACGCUGCUUCUGCUCAUCAUAAUCUAUGUCUCUGUUUGGAAAUAUAUUCGCUCUGAACGUUCUGUCAUCCUCAUCAAUUUCUGCCUGUCAAUCAUCUGCUCCAACGCUCUCAUCCUGAUUGGUCAGACACAGGCUCGCAACAAGGUCAUGUGCACCCUGGUGGCAGCCUUCCUUCAUUUCUUCUUUCUGUCAUCUUUCUGCUGGGUUCUGACAGAGGCGUGGCAGUCGUACAUGGCCGUGACCGGACGUCUGCGCAACCGUAUCAUCCGCAAGCGUUUCUUGUGCCUGGGCUGGGGCCUGCCCGCGCUCGUCGUGGCUGUUUCUGUAGGAUUCACCAAGGCCAAAGGAUACGGCACGGUCAACUACUGCUGGCUGUCUCUUGAAGGAGGGCUUCUGUACUCGUUUGUUGGACCAGCAGCUGCUGUAGUGUUGGUGAACAUGGUGAUUGGUAUUCUGGUCUUUAAUAAGCUCGUGUCAAAGGACGGGAUCACAGAUGUGAAGCUGAAGGAGAGAGCAGGGGCGUCGCUGUGGAGCUCGUGCGUGGUUCUCCCACUGCUGGCUCUGACCUGGAUGUCGGCUGUCUUGGCCAUCACAGACCGGCGCUCGGCUCUCUUCCAGAUCCUCUUCGCCGUCUUCGACUCGCUCGAGGGCUUCAUCAUUGUAAUGGUGCACUGCAUCCUGCGACGCGAGGUACAAGAGGCUGUGAAAUGUCGCGUAGUCGAUCGUAAGGACGAUGGCAAUGGAGACUCUGGGAGCUCGCUGCAGAACGGCCACACACAGCGCAUGGGUGACUUUGAAAAGGACAGUGACUCAAACAGACCAGGUGGUGUGAAGACCUCUUCAGAGGAGAAGAUGCCUCUCCCUCAGCUGCCUCUUCCCAUGGGUCCCAAUUUCCACACACUGCCCUCGAAACCCAGCGCCAAGACCCACAUGCCUCCCAUGCCCGACUACUCCAGCCAUACUCUGACCCUGCGCAGAGAUAAGACCCGUGUAGGUGAGCCACCCUGUUCCAAGCCUGUCUACGUGUGCGACAGCGACAUCUUCACACAGAUGGACCCCGAGCUUGUGCGCGUCCCAACCGAAGGCGGCGGUCCUGACGCAAGCGGCUACAUGCUGUUGCCUAACACUACGUCCACGCUACGCUCCAAGCCUAAGGAAGACAUUUCUUCUGCAAAGUACAACAUCAGCGUUGAGCAGCUGCCUCAGGCACGCAUCAUGCAUCUGGGCAGCGGAUAUGCCGAGCCUCAGGCUGCCUAUGCUACCAAGCCGGUAACGGCUGACCGUGCCAGCGUGUCCUAUUCAGAGCGCGACUCACCCCUGCAGAACGUGCACAAUAUUUCCAGCGAGAGUCACGUCACCAGUUUGCUAGGAGACACCUUCGACUCCAUGAACUCCAUGAUGUCGAAGAGCGAGACCAUCUCUACACUGUCCAUGAGCUCGUUGGAGGUCAGCGAGGGGAGGCAGAAAUCUCGUUAUGCUGAGCUCGACUUUGAGAAGAUCAUGCACACGCGAAAGCGCCAUCAGAACAUGUUCCAGGACCUCAACAGGAAGUUACAUCAUGCUGAGAAGGACAGAGAAUCACCCGCUUCUGACAGCAAGUCUGUGAGGUGGAGCGUGUCUUCUGCAGGAAGUGACAAAACAAGCCACAGCGAUAAACAACAAGCACUGGGAGAGCGUUCAUGGGAGACCAUGCCGCGAUCACAGGCGUCACCACCAUCGUGGGUGAGAAAGGAGCUCGAGCCUUUGGCAGCAUCACCCUUAGAGAUGCCCUCUGUGGAGUGGGAGAAGCCUGGCACUGCUAUCCCUCUGGUAGGCCAGGACAUCAUCGACCUGCAGACGGAAGUGUGAGGCCCUUACCAAAAAAAAAUUGUGUAUACCCUGGCUCCUUUUGGUUUGGGAAAGAAGAGGGAGAAGGCGGAAUCAGAAGGGAAAAUUGGGAGGUCAAGAAAGAUAAAUAGAGUGUAGGGGUGGAGAGAGAACCAAAAACCAUGUCCUGAUAUCCAAAGAAUUAAGAAGGGGAAUUAAUGAAUGAGAACGCUUGCAUAGUUUGGGAUUUAUGUAGCUUCAAAUAAUGGUAAUUACCAUGAAGGAGGAAGGGGGAGGGGAUCUGAUAGAUAGAUGGAUGGAUGGAUCUGAUGGUGUGGCUUUGGUUCUCCUCUGGGCACAGUAAGGUUCUCGUUUUUUUCCGCCAAGAGCUUCUCCCGUAACUCUUCCGUCUGGUCCAGGAGAGGUGUGGUCUUCAUGCCUGUGCCUUUUGUUCAGUUUUCGUUUGACUUCAGUAUGGAAAAGGCGACCGGUUGCUCGGCUCAGUGAGCUUGACCUCUUCCAGUGUCUCUGCUCUCACCCUGAGAGAAGGACUGGCACCGAGUGACUUCCCAGCAGCCUGUUGGCUGUUUUUUCACCCUGAGGUGAACGGACGCAUGUUGGCAACUGUCUGCGCUGUGGUUAUUGUUAUUUUUUUAUCGCUUAUGCGUAGCGCUGCUUCUCAAGAGCUUAUUACAGACUCUUCCACUGAACUCUAUUCAGAGUCUAAUAGCAUAACUUUCCUGGACUCAAGGCUUGAAUAGGACUGUCAGAGCUGAACAUUUAUUUUUUAUGGUUUAAAUUGUCAUUGUUAUUAAAUAAUAAUGCAUUAUAAAGGUAUGAUUUAUAUUUAUAAGAUUUAUUUUCUUUUUUUCUUGUAAUUUGAUUUGUUUGGAUUUGUCUUCAUUACCUUCAACUGUGGAGUUUCAUUUUAUAAGUAUAAUAUAAUAACAUCCCACUGUUUCCCAAAAUCUACACGAGGAACAUAAUGAGAGUGCAAGUGGAGGUAUGGCUUCACAGAGAUGCUCAAACACAUGUGACCACAUGUGAGACACCACUGCUACACCUGGAGCAAGCCCAGUGCACAUUCUGGGUACCAAAGGCUGGGUGCGAGCGGCAUGUGGACACGUUAAGGAUAAAAACACCAUCUUUGUUCAGCUGAAUGCCCGGUUGGAUCAUCUCGCUAUCUGUGUUUCCUCCAUUUCCAUUACCAGCUCGUUCUACAGCCUUGAGAACUUAACAACAAGGAAAAAGAUUUAUAACCUCAAAGACCCUAGCACUGGGCCUUGAGGCACCUCGGCGUGUGGUCCGGGGCUGUUCUCGCCCUCUGCUGAACUCCAGCAGAACUUCCGCAGUGCCAGCUGUAGAGGCAAACAGACUCUCAUAUUGUGCAAAGAGAGAGUGAAUAAAAAAAGUGCAAUAUGAUGAUGGACGCUUGAUGCAUCAUGUAAAAGGGUGAUGUCAGACCCAUGACAGAUUUUUAUUAUUUUUGGAAUUUUGUACCAUGUUUAUAGAGCACAUAGAGACAUUUAUUAUAAUACUGUCUGAGGACUGUAUUAGUAAAUAUCAAAGAUUCUUUCUCCAUGAAUUUGAUUUGAUGGAUGAAAGCACAUGACUUUGAGUCUUGUGAUUAAUAUUUGGGAGAUAAAAAUAGAAAUUAUAUAUGAAGAAUAAUAGACUAUAGAGUAUGUUUCAGGUACAUACCCCUGGUUUUCUACUUGAUUCCCCAGAUUAUUGAAUAACAGUACACUGGUCCUCUGUAUUGUCCUGUGUUUUGAAACCCUGUAACCCUGUGUGCCAAUAAGCUUCCCUCUUGUUGCAGUCUUAGACACUAUGGGUUAUCAAAGUCCUAACUGUUUGUGUCUUUUACAUUUCUAUGUCAUUAUUUUUCCAUUGUUUUCACAUGUACAGUUUUCAGAGCACAAAAUGAAUAUGUCUGAUUUCUAAUAAAAAAAAAAUCUAUAUUA
Molecule: messenger RNA, 7306 nt
Organism: Hemibagrus wyckioides
Lineage: Eukaryota; Metazoa; Chordata; Actinopteri; Siluriformes; Bagridae
Product: adhesion G protein-coupled receptor B1-like
Exons: 31
Coding region: 795-5384 (1529 amino acids)
Biological process (GO): negative regulation of angiogenesis; engulfment of apoptotic cell; cell surface receptor signaling pathway
Cellular component (GO): plasma membrane; dendrite; postsynaptic density
Molecular function (GO): G protein-coupled receptor activity
Source: RefSeq, a predicted model, not a curated record